Molecule: messenger RNA, 699 nt
Organism: Dendrobium catenatum
Lineage: Eukaryota; Viridiplantae; Streptophyta; Magnoliopsida; Asparagales; Orchidaceae
Exons: 1
Coding region: 1-699 (232 amino acids)
Source: RefSeq, a predicted model, not a curated record
AUGACUGAUGGGCAGAGUGCUAGUCAGGCAUCUCCGAUGAGUAGUACUGCCCCAGUGGUUGGUUCUGAUACACUUUCUCAGUUUGCUACAUUGGUUGCUCAGAUGAUGUGCGAGACUCAGAGUAGAGUCUCUACAAUUCGAUCUGAGGAUGUGGAUAGACAUAUACAGAUGUUUUUGAGAUUGAAACCUCCGAGGUUUGAGGGCACUGUUAAGCCCAGAGCAGCAGAAGAGUGGCUGAGAAGAUUAGAGAAGACUUUUGAUAGUAUGCAGUGUUCAUCGGACAGGAAGGUACCGUUAGCAGUUUUUCUGUUGGAUGACGAGGCUAAGCGCUGGUGGAUGGGCCAGCAGGAGGAAAAGUUCCAAGGAAAGCUAAACUCUCUGAUUUCUUGGGAAGAGUUUUUUGAGGUAUUUCGAUCGUGGUUUGUACCUCCUUCUACAAGACAACAGAUGCAGGAGACUUUUCUAAGGCUAGUUCAGGGGAGCAGGACUGUGAUGCAGUACGAGGCAGAUUUUGCUGCUUUAGCCCGAUAUGCUUCGCAGUUAGUAAGUACUUCUGCUGAGAAGUGCUAUAUAUUUCUGAGGGGACUACGAGAUAGUCUGAGGCAGCCCCUAGCACCGUUUCAUAUUUCUGAUUUCUCUGAGCUUGUAAAGAGAGCUCGUCUGAUAGAGAACGAUUUGAUGACAACACAACAGCAGUGA